Messenger RNA from Leptopilina heterotoma, 761 nucleotides. RefSeq lists its product as uncharacterized. Lineage: Eukaryota; Metazoa; Arthropoda; Insecta; Hymenoptera; Figitidae. The transcript has a single exon. The record is from RefSeq and is a predicted model, not a curated record. The annotation marks the transcript as partial.
AUUUCUUGCAGAUCUUUUUCUAUCCAAAGGCGAUUUGCCUAUAAGACUAUCCUACUCCACAAGUCUGCAAUCUCAACCUUCUGUGCUGGUAACCCUGUAAAUGAAAAUCUUUCAUCAAAUUUCUUAGUUCGUCAAAUUUUAAAAUCUAUUUCUAUUGCAAACCCGAAAGAGAUUAAAUCCCCGAUUUGGGAUUCUCAAUUACUAAUUAACUGGCUUUCCAAGGGCACUUCAAACCUCUCUCCAUUCGAAUUAUCAAGAAGAUCAGCUACCUUAUUACUCUUAGCUUCAGGCAGAAGAAUUCACGAUCUUACUCUUUUAAAAAUCUCCCCGAAUUACUUAAUUAAUCUUGGUAAUGAAAUCAUUUUGUGGCCUGUUUUCGGUUCAAAAACAGACCGAUCUUCUUUUCGCCAAUCCGGCUGGAGACUUUCUCAUCACCCAAAUAAAUGGCUGUGUCCUAUCACAAUGAUUAGAGCCAUGCUAAAGAAGUCAGAAGACAGAAGAAAAAGCAAAGAAUCAUUAGAUGAUCUGUUCAUUUCCCUUUCUGGUCCAGUCAAGUCAGCUACGAAAACAAUGAUUGCUGGUUGGGUCCGAUCCGUACUAAAAGAGGCAGGAAUAGAUACUUAAUAUGUUCAAAAUACAGUAUUAGUAAAGUUACUUACUCUUUGUUUUUUUAUUCUAUGACUAUUUACAUUUUAAUUACAUAUAUAUUUUUAUAUUCUAUAUAUUUAAUAAUCACAUAGCGUUGAGUUAACCAGUAGAUA